AGGGGAGCUCCAUUGUCUGGGAGGGGAUGGCCGCGGCACCCCCCCGCCGCGCCCCCUCCGCGCUCCCUCCGCGCCGAGGUGCGCGGGGCGCCGGGCGGCCGCGGCGGGUGGCUGCUGCCUCGUCUCCCCCAAAGUUUUUGGAUCCGCGUCUCCUCAUGAUGUAUGGAUGAUAUAUUGCAUUGUGGGUGUCAAUAUAACUGACGGCCAUAUUUGCCGGUGCUGCUACUGCUGUAAACAACCCAAAGUGUCUGGGAGACACGGAGACGCUUCACUGAAUUUCAGGACGCUUCUCCUCCUCCCGCUGGCCAUGUCUCUGGGAAUGUCUUACAAGCCCAACUUGAACGCCCACAUCCCCGGGACUCCCCUCAACCCGGCUGGGAGCGUUCACUCUCCCUCCACAAGCAUGGCAACAUCUGUGCAAUAUAGACAGCUUAUAAAUGACUACGGACCCCCGUCUCUAGGCUAUACACAAGGGAUGCAGGGUACCAGCAGCAGUCAAGUACCGCAAAGCAAAUAUGCAGAACUUCUAGCUAUAAUAGAAGAAUUAGGAAAAGAGAUUAGACCUACGUACGCUGGGAGUAAAAGCGCGAUGGAGAGGCUAAAAAGAGGCAUUAUUCACGCUAGGGGAUUAGUUCGGGAAUGCCUGGCUGAGACGGAACGAAAUGCAAGAUCCUAGCCCACUAAUUCAGCUGCAAGAUUUUCCAUCUCUUAAUGAAGAAAAAGUAACACUUAUUCCUUUUGACUCUUGAAACAUUCAGACAAAUUCCUUUAUUUUGAAUGUUCUACUUUUUUUUUUUUCCUUACAAAAAUGUAUAGUUAGGAAUGAGAAAACAACAAUUUUUCAACUUGCUGAGGGUUUGCAUUUUGUAAAGACGUUAAAACUCCCUAAAAGGUUUCUAAAACAUGAAAACUGAACUGCAUGCAGAGGAAUGCUCUUUCUCUCCCAGGCUGUAUUUCAGUUCUUAUCCAGCCACAGGCUCAUUCUGUUUCUUUUCCUUUGACUAUAUUCACUUAAACCCAAACUGUCAAUCUUUCAAAGUUUGACAUAAGCUCUAAGGAUUUUUUUUGAUAACUGCAGAAUAGCAUGCUGUACCUAGUAGUCUGCUAAGUCACAAUUUGUCAUUCAGCAUAGACCCUGCUUAGAAAUAACCUUUCCCUUCUCUUAUUUUGCCUUUUUUGUUCGUUUUGCAUAAACAUUUGCAUGACUGUUAGUGCUUUGAAGUCCGUUUAAAGUGCAUGAGUUAUAUGGAAAACAGGGAAACCUAUUAAAUAAUAACAAGGUCCUGGAAAGCUAAUUUCUACAUUAAGGCUGGAGAUUUCAGUUUAAAGUUUGCCAAAAAAAGGAAAAAUCUGGAUAAAUUACUAAAACUGUUAUUUGCAUCUUUGUAUGUAUUUAUUACUUGACGUAAUAAAGCUUAUUUUCAUUAA
Molecule: messenger RNA, 1428 nt
Organism: Columba livia (rock pigeon)
Lineage: Eukaryota; Metazoa; Chordata; Aves; Columbiformes; Columbidae
Gene: CDK2AP1
Product: cyclin dependent kinase 2 associated protein 1
Exons: 4
Coding region: 167-676 (169 amino acids)
Cellular component (GO): cytoplasm; nucleus
Source: RefSeq, a predicted model, not a curated record